GUCCAAUUAUUGUUGAUGUAAAGUGGACUUUUGUCAAUUUCUUGUUCAAUUUAUUGUUGAUGUAAAGUGGACAUUAUUUGUACUGUUGCAAAAUUUGUGUUGUGGUUGUGAUUUGUGGUGGAAGAUGAGACACCACUGACACUGACAGUGACAUCAUAGAGUUUAUGGUUCCAGAUGGGUAGAUAAGAAAUACAACAAUAAUAAUCCCAAUCAUGUCACAUCUUUGUUUAGAGAACCUGUCAACUGAAAUUCUUAUAAAAAUAUUUUCAUAUUUAGAUCUAAAUGAUUUAAUGCAACUACCAUACGUUUGCAAAAGGAUUAGGCAAAUUGUUCUAAAUUGGGAUAACUUACUUUUUAAACGAUUUCCCACACCUUUAGUGACAAACCAAUUCAGUGAUGAAUUUUUGGCUAGAUGUAACAGAAAACUAAGUAGUUUUGAAAAAGUAAGAAUUUCUCGUAAUUGGAUAGAAGCUAAAUAUACUGAAUCGCCAUUGCUAUUUUCCAAACGAAAAUUUCUACCUUAUCUUCAGCUAUCUAAGAAAUAUUUGUGGAUAAGUCGUGGAGGAGUCAUUUUUUGUUACAAGAGACGUUAUCGAAAUCUACAUGCAGCUAAUCCACACUAUGUUUUAUCACCUCCAGUUCAGCGCAGCAAGGCAGAUGUUGUUAAUUUUCACGUUAAGAAUAAUUUGAUAGUAGCAGGGAUGAGGGAUGGAUCACUCUGGAUGAAAGACUUACAAGAUAGAUAUAGCAAAAUAUUUAUGCUAAAAAUAUAUCAUCAGGAUGAUGUGCACUCCGUAGCCCUAAAUAACAGCUGUAGCUUAUUGGCGUCUGGGGCUAGAGGAGGUGAUGUAAUUGUUUCGAAAGUUGAACCUAGUGUUACUCCCCAAAAUAUAAAUAAAGUACUUUCGUGGUCAUAUCACGAUGUAAUUUGGAAAGUUGGAUUUUCAGUGGAAAACAAAUUAGCAAUUGGUACAGCGGGUCGCCAUUACUACAGUUAUCUCUAUAUUCGCAAUGUAGACAGGACUGACGUAGAAGAACUUGUCUUAUCUUAUCAGUCAGUAAAAGAAGGAAUCCAUGAUAUAAUAUGGGAUGGACCGCAUAAGAUAUGGACGUGUGGUUAUGAUUCUAAUAUCAGAAUGUGGGACCUUAGGACAGGGAAAUUCGAGCGGUGUUUUUUCGAUCCAUGUGCGACUUGCUUGUACUGUAUGGAUUAUGAUUUCCAUAAUACUCUUAUAGCUGGAGCUCAAGUGCAUGGUAGAUGCACCUUGUGGGAUAUCAGGAAAGGUGCUGCAGCCCAGAUGUACUUCAUGGACUCAUCACAGAAGAAAUUUAACAAAAGUAGUCCAGUUUAUAGUUUGGCGUUCGACGCAGAGUCGCUUUUUGCAGUAACAGAUCAGAACUUGCAUGUACUCGACUUUUCGGCAUAUAAGGCACCCUCGCAUGACUAUUCAUUUUUCUUAAAAAUCUAACCUAACCUAAAUGCCGUCUUUAUAAUAGAAAAAGUUGUACAAAGGCAAAUUUUUAUUCAAGACUGAUUCUUAGUAUAUUUUUUUACUAUAAUGACAUUCAUAUUAGUAUUUAAGAUCAAAUAUCGUGUUGUUUGCCAUAAUUUAAAAAUCUUUUCUUAUUGGCCUUUAUCAAAUCCUGAAUAAAAUUUAUCUUUAUAAUAAUUUCGAGCCCGUUCAAUAUUCAGCAUCUGCAGUAAGUACUAUACCACAAGUAAAACACGAUAAAGAUGAAAUAAUAAUGAACAUAAAAUUAAAUAAAUAAAUCCUUUAUUUUCUUUUAGACAAACAGUCUGUAUAUAAUCGGUCAAUGGGAAUGGUCUGUAAAUAAUAAAUAAAUAAAUAUGUUGUUAUUGGCCUA
This is a messenger RNA of Diabrotica virgifera virgifera (western corn rootworm), 1866 nucleotides long. RefSeq names its product F-box/WD repeat-containing protein 4. The record is from RefSeq and is a predicted model, not a curated record. The transcript is spliced from 6 exons. Gene Ontology annotation, molecular function: protein binding. Gene Ontology annotation, cellular component: SCF ubiquitin ligase complex. Bases 213 to 1469 code for a protein of 418 amino acids. NCBI's taxonomy places the organism in Eukaryota, Metazoa, Arthropoda, Insecta, Coleoptera, Chrysomelidae. Gene Ontology annotation, biological process: SCF-dependent proteasomal ubiquitin-dependent protein catabolic process.